AUGAGCUCUGUUAAGCCGUUCAAGAUCUCCGUUCCUGAUUCACAGCUUGAAAUAUUGCGCAAGAAGCUCGAAGUUACGACCUUUCCAGACGAACUAGAAGAGUCCAAAUGGGACUUAGGCGCACCGUUGGAUGAUAUAAAGCGCCUAACAGAGUACUGGAAGGAGAAGUUCGACUGGCGCGAAAAAGAGAGAUGGCUUAAUGAGCAGAUGUCUCACUUUACGACCGAUGUUGAGGUAGAAGGAUUCGACAAGCUGAAUAUACACUUUGUUCACCACAGAAGCGAUGUAGCCGGUGCAAUUCCUCUACUAUUUCUCCAUGGCUGCAGGUUCCCAGAUAUACAGCUCACGUCUUUCCAAGCGCAAACUAAUACAUUUCUAGGGCCAGGAAGUUUCCUUGAAGUCUCAAAGCUGUUGCCUCUGUUGACAGCUGGAAGUGAGAGCCACCCUGCCUUCCACGUAGUGGCACCAUCUCUCCCCAACUUUGGUUUCUCGGAGGGAGUUAAGAAGAGAGGAUUCGGUCUUGCGCAGUACGCGGAAGCCAUGAAUGCGGUGAUGACAACAUUGGGGUAUGAGGAAUAUGUGGUGCAAGGAGGAGACUGGGGUGGUGUCAUCUCUCGUAUCAUGGCGAAGCGUUAUCCUUCACACGUGAGAGCAGUACAUGUCAAUUUUGUUAUCCUUUCCCUCCCGUAUCCAUGGAAAAGCCCAAUACUCUUUCUCAAGUCCCUUCUUACAAUUCCCUUCUCGCGCAAGGACCUGGCCAAACUCGCUGUAUCCAAGAACUAUGCCACGGAGGGAAACGGGUAUAUGGCUCAACAAGGCUCUCGUCCUCAAACGCUCGGGUAUAGUCUCCAUGACAGCCCUGUAGGCCUGUUAGCUUGGAUAUACGAGAAAUUACAUUCCUGGACAGACUCUUAUUCUUGGACGGAAGACGAAGUCUUGACAUGGGUUUCAAUAUACCUCUUCUCUCGUGCAGGGCCUGCUGCAUCAACUCGAAUCUACUACGAAUUCAACAAUGCUCCUCCUGGACCCGGAAACCUUUCUAGUCAAGAGGUAGCCAGCUGCUAUUCUCCUGAUGUGAAAUUCGCUAUUGCACAUUUCCCUCGUGAGAUUCUUGCAUUUCCUAUGCUAUGGUGCCGUUCUAUUGGGGAUGUAGUGAGAGAAUCCGAAUUUGAUAAAGGUGGCCAUUUUGCUGCCUGGGAGGUUCCAGACGUUUUGGCAGCGGAUAUUCAGGGGUUCCUUGGGAAGGAAGGCCAGGCCUACGGCAUAGUUUCUGGAGCAGAUAGAUAUUAA
Messenger RNA from Trichophyton rubrum CBS 118892, 1290 nucleotides. RefSeq lists its product as uncharacterized. Lineage: Eukaryota; Fungi; Ascomycota; Eurotiomycetes; Onygenales; Arthrodermataceae. Gene Ontology annotation, biological process: epoxide metabolic process. Gene Ontology annotation, molecular function: epoxide hydrolase activity. The coding region runs from base 1 to 1290 and encodes 429 amino acids. The record is from RefSeq and is a predicted model, not a curated record. The transcript has 3 exons.